UUCCGUUAGCUUGUCGCUGCUUAGUUGUCGCUCGGCUUUAGCUUGAACUUCAUGUGCUUAACUCCUGACCGCCGAGUCUCUAAAGAUCAUGAGACGGUUUGGGCGGUGGACAGCACGAAGAAAGGAUAUGUGCAGCUGUUUGGAAGUUAACCCGAGUUUUAGAGAAACGGUCGUCAAAACUCGUCGGUUUCUUUCCCACUGAAGACGAAUCUAGCUAGUAAGACCGAGCGAGACUCAACUUCUGCCCGAGCGCCAGCGUAGUCGGAGCGGGGAGACGGCGACGGGGAGGUGGGCGCUCAAAUAACCGUUAAGACAAGCAGUUUUUACGUUUUACAGAGUGGACUGGUUAUUUAUUUUUGCCACAAUGCUCAAGCUUUGCCUUCAGAGAGCUCUCCGACCGGCGGCACAGAAGUUACCGCCGGGACUGAAGCUGGCACCACCACCGGCGGCGGCGGUGCUGGUGGUGGCGCCCAGGCUGCCGGGGAUAGGGCGACACACGCCGAGCUGCUGGAUGGGCACACACGGGAGGAACGAGCCGAGGGAGCCGCUCAACUCCCCCAAGAGAGCCAAGGAGUUUAUUUACCGUCUCCAGCCCAAGGAGAGGGCGUGUUUACUGAAGGAGCUGCAGAGUUUCGAGUCCAUAGCCAUUGCUCAAGAGACCCUGGAGCCCUCGCCGCCGACUGCAGCACAGAUCAGAUACAUUUUGUUGCACAACGCCAUCCCCUUUGUUGGAUUUGGUUUCCUUGAUAAUGCCAUCAUGAUUGCCGCAGGAACACAGAUUGAACUCUCUAUUGGAGUCACUCUGGGGAUUUCCACCAUGGCUGCUGCAGCUCUGGGGAACCUGGUUUCAGAUUUGGCAGGUCUUGGUCUUGCAGGUUAUGUGGAGGCUCUGGCUUCCAAACUGGGGAUGCAGGUUCCAGAUCUGACGCCCAAACAGGUGGACAUGUGGCAGACCAGGCUCAGCUCUCACAUGGGUAAAGCCAUCGGCGUGUCCAUCGGCUGUAUUCUGGGGAUGUUCCCUCUGUUUUUCCUGGACGAUGAGAAGGAGAAAGAAAAAGAAGCACAACCCUGCGGUGAUGCAGCCUCACACUCCUAACGAACCACUACAACAACACAACACCGUCUCACCUACAAACUGGAUACUGCUGAUGUCAACUUAAAAAAAACAUGAAGAAAGUAUUUACCAUUGGAUGAUUCUCUGUCCUGCUCAGGCAGCAUUCACACUCUGUGUUUCUCCAGACCUUUUCAGGCAGUUUGUGAAAAUGUUAUUGGCUGAUGGUUAGUUUCUUUUGAUGCACCAAGCUGUGGUAUUUUCACAGGGUCUGACUCCAUCACCACUCGCCGUCUGUUGAUUCAAUAUGUCAGUUCAGUAAGAGGUCUCAUUAAGAGGAUAACCCGGGGAGAUUUGAGCCUGGGUCUUAUUUUGGUGGAGGAAGUAUUCAGAUUCUUUACAUAAGUAAAAGUACCGCACAGUAACAUAAACAAACAGGUGGAGGCAGCCGUAGAUGAGAAACUCCCAUCUUCUGUGACAUACAAUUACUGUUUUUGUCAGUGGAGACUGGUGGCUCCAAACAAAGUGAUAAAACUGCUGUUUCUGGUUGUCAGACUCUUAUAAUGAGAAUCUGAACCUGUCAGUUGCAAAACCAAGCACUUUGACAGAUCUACUUUGAACACCAUCGAUGUGAGGAAUUGAAACAGACGAUUUGGUUUUCAAUGGGGUUGUGAAUGCUGCCUUAGUAGCUCCCAGGAUGGGAAGUGCUCGCCUGUCCCACUUGACUUCUUUCCAAAUAUCAGCUUCAGCUGCUGAUUCCAACAGGGUAUUAGACGUCUUCUUUUUCCCACAGAGGGAGGAGAAAAUAAAAAAAAAUCCAGCAGCCAAAUUCACCAUCUCUCCAGCCGCCAGUGUAAAAACUUCCAGGUGUGACUGGUGGUUAUUUCCCAUCCUGGCAGUAGAAUCAUAAACAGUAGAUGCUGACCAACUGUUUUGACAGUUGGAACACUAUUUCAUGGUUUCAAGUGUUUUCCUUUCUGUUUUUUUUUUUUUUUUUUAACACAAUUUAUGAAUUAUUUUUGGUUAUUUUUCUCGUCAGCAGACACUUUAUAUACAUUUGAAGACGUCAUCUCCAAAACACUAUCUCUGCAUUUUGGGUCAAAAUUGACAAAUGUUUCAACAGAUAAACUAAAAAGUCACUUCAGUUGUGCAGAAGCCGUUUUGUUCUUUAAACAUCCACAAAAAGAAAUAAGUAACAAACAAAACAAAACAAAACAAAACAAAACAAAACAAUGUAAAUGAAACAAACAGGAACAGUGUCAUCUGCUACCUCCAGAAAUAUUUUCGGUGUUUUGCAUGAAGAACUGAUGUAGCUCUAUAAUCAGACUUUUAAUUUGUGUAUCAGAUGGUUUUAAAUAUGCUGGAAAGUCUCAACAUGUUUUGUAUUGGUUGAUUAACAAAGGAGGAACUUGGUGGCAAAACACAUGAUUUGGAAACUGUAGUUUCUAUUUUCAGUUUUGGUCUUUACACUAAUGUUUGCUUUCCAAGGUCUUUCAGCAUCUCGGUGUUUUUCUGUUUCCACCAUCUUCAUCUUCUUCUUUUCUUUCUUUUUUUUUUUUACUUUUUCACUCCUCUCUCACACAGACACUUGACUUGGAUCCAGCCUUCUGUGUAAUUAGUUUUUUAGCUCUUGUUUCAUCAAACUUGAAGCUCCAGAUGGUCUGGAUUUGCCGCACAGGUUUAUACCAAUGACAAAUCGGCUUAGUUUCUGUUAGUGCGACUUAAACUCUCUUUCUUUCAGUCUUUAUUUCUUUCACUGUCUAUUUUUCUCUUUCUCUGUGCUUCUCUCUCACAUACUCACCUUCCAGCACAUAUACAAGCUGCUUUUUGUAAUUACAGGAAUCCAUUUGAUCCUUUUCCCUCUGUUGAGUCACUGGCUGUGUUCAAAAUCACUCCCACACAGUCACUGUGUUUACUAUGCUCUGCAUUAUAUUUACAUUCUAUCAUUGUAUUUGAGCCUCUGAAUCAAUGAAGUGAAUGUAAAUGAUUAUAAAUGAAGCAGUGUAAAUCACCACAGUCAAACCACCUGAAUCCCAGUGGCCCAGAACUUAAAGUAGUGUUCUUCUAUUACUGUUUGUUCCAAAAACAAGUUCAUCAAUAAGGAGAGAAAAGGAGGCAACAGUUAAUAAUAGUUUACAAUAAUUAAAUCUGACAGUAAAUGUUCUUUAAGCAUUUGUUUCACUAUCAGGAAAGAAAACUGUUCACUCUAAAAUUAGCAUUUAUUUUUUCACAUUUUCACAUUUGCAAGAGAAAUAUAUUUUAUCAUCCCUGAAAUUCUGUAUAAAUGCAUGAGUUAACUGAUGAGUGUCUGUGAUAUAGAAGGGAGUGGAUGAACACAGCCAGUGAAUCACACCUUUUACAUUAAUUCACUUUGUUUUUAGGUGUGUAUGGAGGAAGCACUGAAUUUUUUUCACACCUUGAAAAGUCUAAAAAUUGCCAAAAUAUUGUAAAAAUGGUUGUGUUGUGUGUAGCUUUAAAAUCCUGCUGCUAACAUUGUGAUAUUUGCUCCUGAACAAUAUUUUAAUGAGUGUUUGGACUCAGCAGCAGAAGAUAUUUAAGUUUGUCAUUAGAUUAAUAGUAAAAGCCUCAAGGGAAUCCAGCUUUUUUUCUAUUUUUUUUGUCGGUCUCAUUAGAAGAGAGGUUUGUUGUGGAGGACAAGCAAUAUGCCAUCUGUUUGAAUAAGGAGCAACUAAUUAAAUAACAAUAAGUAAUAUGCUGUCUGACCAUGUUACAGUGGACAACCUGAACUUGUAUGUUUUUGUAUCAUCUCAUGUUAGUAUCAUGUUUGUGUGUUUUUCUAAGAGGGAUGAAGGUUCUCUUCAGGACUGUGGUGUGCACAGGGUUUUUAUUUGUUUUUAUUUCCUCUGCAGUUGAUGAAGACAUGAUGAUGUUUUGCAUCAUUUCAUUCUCUGAAGCAAAAAUAAGAAAAGAGGAGAAAUGUUUUGAAGCGUAUGAACAAAGUGUGUCACCUCUCACAGUCUGUCAGUUAAAGGAAUGCUGUGCUGCCAUCUUGUGGACCACAGCAGCUGUUGUGCACUGAUAACAUGUAUGUACUAUAAAACCAGUGACUUCAAAGGAGUGGUUUCACAGUAUGUAUGUAUUUUGCAACAUUAUGUGCAAUUUAAAAUAAGACAAUAAAUUUGGGAGUAUUUA
Lates calcarifer (barramundi perch) is the source of this 4204-nucleotide messenger RNA. RefSeq names its product transmembrane protein 65 (gene tmem65). The record is from RefSeq and is a predicted model, not a curated record. The transcript has 7 exons. The coding region runs from base 365 to 1096 and encodes 243 amino acids. Gene Ontology annotation, biological process: regulation of cardiac conduction; cardiac ventricle development. NCBI's taxonomy places the organism in Eukaryota, Metazoa, Chordata, Actinopteri, Centropomidae. Gene Ontology annotation, cellular component: mitochondrion.